GUGCCCGGGUGGGCGUGGCCUGGCCGAGCGCGGCGGGCGGGCGGAGCGCAGCCCUAAGAUGGCGGCCGGGCGGCGGCGGCGGCGGCGCUGAGUGGAAAUACUUGAAAGCUUCCUUCUAAUAACAGGCCCUUUCGAUGUGGUCCUUAUUGCCUGACAUAAAGAGAAUUGCCUUUAUCACUGGCUGUCUUAAAGCUAUUGUAGUUCUGAUCUAUCAGUGUGAUUUUAUUUAUUUAUUUAUUUAUUUUUGGUUUUGCAUUUCAUUCUGUUUGACCAGUGAUCCUUGGCUAGUCAAGCUUUUAUUUUUUCUUUUAAUUUAUUGCUGUCUCUAGACAGUGUCCCAUUUUGGUUUGGUUGUGUGAAGGUGGUGCUGGUGUUUGGUUUGUAAUCUUGUAGGGCAGCGUGCAGGGAGGGUCAUAAAUCUGCAGCAGGGUUUGGUGGCUUUUUUUUUUUUUUUCCUUCUUUUUUUGUGUGUGUGUGUGUGUCUUGUUUUACUUUCAGAGCAAUAACUUAACUUUUGUCCUUGCUCUGUUGAGCAAAAGUGAGAGUUAGAUGCUGGGUGCAAACUUCUGCAAUCAGUUAUCCUUUUUAACCUUUCAUAGAUGUAGAUUCCUCAUGCAGAGGAGGCUUGGUGAAAAAUCAGUCACCUCCAAAAAGCUAAAUCGGGAGCGAUUGAAGCUUUCUCUUCUCUGAGUAAAACAACUUAAUUAUAACAGAAACAUUUGCUCCUGCAGUCACCUCCAGAAAAAGGCAGUUAAUUAAAAAUCUGUUGCUGGAUCAGCUGGGACCUCGUGUGCUCUCCAGGCUGGAUGGGGAGCAUGACAGCCUCCUGUUAUUCCUGCAGAUGCUCACGGAAGACACUGAGGCAGAGGAGCAGGAGCGCUCUGGGCAGUCCUGCCUCGGCACCCUACCAGUCUAGGUUUGAAUUGUUGCCACCUUGAGCACGCCGGGGCUGUGUUUGAAAUCUUAACAGAAAGAUGUGAUUUCACUUCCCUCCUGGCCCGUGGCAAGCAGGUGCAGGUUUAUGGAGGAGCUUCUGGAAUGUUCUAGCACCGAGCCCCCGUUAACGGCGGGGUCUGGGCAGGCCAGCCCCUAGGGGGGGACAAAAACAGCCGGGUUCCUGUGCCUAAGUUUUAGUUCUGUGGGUUUCUCCCCCUUCCCCAGAACCUUUGCUCUUGAAGAUGGUGAGUAGCCAGCCUAAGUACGAUCUAAUUCGGGAGGUUGGUCGUGGCAGUUAUGGUGUGGUGUACGAAGCGCUCGUCAGGAGGACCUGUGCCCGCGUGGCCGUGAAAAAGAUCCGGUGCCACGCUCCCGAGAACGUGGAACUGGCUCUGCGCGAGUUCUGGGCCCUUAGCAGUAUCAAGAGCCAGCACCCCAACGUCAUUCACCUGGAGGAGUGCAUCUUGCAGAAAGAUGGCAUGGUGCAGAAGAUGGCCCAUGGCUCCGGCUCCUCCCUGUAUCUGCAGCUUGUAGAAACCUCAUUAAAAGGAGAAAUAGCCUUUGACCCCAGAAGUGCUUAUUACCUGUGGUUUGUGAUGGAUUUCUGCGACGGGGGGGACAUGAAUGAGUACCUGCUGUCGCGCAAGCCCAGCCGCAGGACCAACACCAGCUUCAUGCUGCAGCUCAGCAGCGCCCUGGCCUUCCUGCACAGGAACCAGAUCAUCCACAGGGACCUCAAACCCGACAACAUCCUCAUCUGGCGGGGCAGGCCGGGCGACGCCGAGCCCACGCUGAAGGUGGCGGAUUUCGGGCUGAGCAAGGUGUGCUCGGCCUCGGGGCAGAACCCGGAGGAGCCCGUCAGCGUCAACAAGUGUUUCCUGUCCACCGCCUGCGGCAGCGACUUCUACAUGGCCCCCGAGGUGUGGGAGGGGCACUACACGGCCAAGGCCGACAUCUUCGCCCUGGGCAUCAUCAUCUGGGCCAUGCUGGAGAGGAUCACCUUCAUCGACAGCGACACCAAGAAGGAGCUGCUGGGCAGCUACGUGCGCCGGGGCGCGGCCAUCGUGCCCGUGGGCGAGGCGCUGCUGGAGAACCCCAAGCUGGAGCUGCUCAUCCCCGCCAAGAAGAAAUCCAUGAACGGCAGGAUGAAGCAGCUGAUCAGGGAGAUGCUGGCGGCCAACCCGCAGGACAGGCCUGAUGCCUUCGAGCUGGAGCUCAGGCUGGUCAACAUCGCCUUCAGGGACAGCAGCUGGGACACGUGAGGGGCUCAGCUCAUCCCCAAGGGGGUGGUUCUCACCCAGCUCUGGGGUUUUCCCCAUGGGAAUGUUGGGUUGGCCAAGGUGGGAAAUGCCAGAGUGAUCCCAGGGUGUUUCUCAGUGCACCAGCAGGGGGAUGUUGCAAAGAGCUGACACUACUUGAUCCCAGCACUCUGUCUCACACAUUCCAGUUUCCCAUGUCAGUAUUAGGAGCUCUCAUGGAAAAAAAAAAAAAAAAAAAAAAGAGAUUUGCAUGCUGGCAGUGCAGAUCUUGAGGCUUUGUAAUGUAAUCUGUGUAUAUAUUUAUGUAUAUGAGUGACUGGGAGUGUGUGGCACAUAAAUUAUUUGCUGUGGGUCUGGAUGAUUGGGGUCUGCUAGAAAUCUGGGUGAAGAAGGUGGGUGAGGAAAACCCCUCCUUCCCCAGGCCUGAAUGACUUUAUUAUUUAUUUUUGUUAUCUAAUUUCAAAGACUUGACUUUGUAAACAAAACAAAAAAAAAAAAGCAAUGCAAGGGGAUCAGCUGCUUUCAAAGUGCUAAUGUGGCUGAUCUUAGCACUUAGAGCUUAAUGAGCUCAUCACUGAGGGAGUCAAAUUAAAAAUGUGCAGUCAGGUGCUGGCAGGGCAGCUGGGUCAUUGAUCAUUUGAUUUUUGCUUUUAUUAAUCAAUUAAUCUGCCUUUCCUCAACAAGCUCUCUGCCCUGGUGUCCACAAUCCCAUAGCACCCUGAGGAUUUCUCAGAGCAGAAUUCUGCACCCUCAGUUUAUGGGAACAUGGAGGAGGGAAUGCAGCAACAGAUUCUAAAAACCCUUCAGAAUCCCUGGCUCCCAGAAAGCUCAGUGGCAGGUAUGUGAAAGUGCCAGCCUGGCUUGAUAUUUUUUUUUUUUAUUAUUACUAUUAUUAUGCCUUCUUUUAAAGAUGUGAUCUUUAUUUAAAAACAGAUGGGAGGAUGGGGAGCAAUUCUCAGCAGAGGCUGGGACAGGUUCCACUGAGGCCACCUGACACUGCAGCUCUUUGUAGCAGCACAACACUUUGUUCUUUUUGGAGGACUGACCUUUCCCAUCCAGUCUGACCUUUUGGGAAAAAAGCAGAGUCUUAAAAUUGCCUUUAAAGCUCCAGGAAAGGCCAUUUUUCUUUUAAAAAAUUCAAUUUAAAUUUUCCCCGCUUUCAAAUCUUACCUGAAAAUGGCUGUAAGUAUUUCCUUGUAUAAUUUUCUUUUUGAAUGCUGUUCCUUCUUAGUGCUGGGACAGCAGUUCUGGGCACUCAGUGUUUAUACUUUGAGUGCAAAUAAACAAAAUUUUUUUUUUUUUUUGUUAUUCCUAAAGCAAAGGAUUCUGAUUCCACCCAACUUCUGAGGCUUUACAGGCCACAGGUGCUGUGUGAGCUGGUGGCUGUCACCCAGCUGGCCUUAGUUUAUAAUUCUUGUUCUUUUCUUUCACUCCAUGGUUUUAGGGAGUGAUCCUCAGACAAACACACUUUGUUUGUGCCAACUCUGCCUCCCAGUUCUCACAUCUCAGCAGGGCCAUUGGAUGAGAAAAAAUUAUUUAUAAUUCAAGUUAAACUUGGGAGCUUUUCAAAAAUAAAGGGGUGAGCAUCCCCCUGUCUUACCCACCCAGUGAUAACCAGAAUAUCUCUGCUCCCCUCUGAGUUUUGGGGUUUUUGACUCCCAAAGUGUUUUCUUUGCACUGAUUGCCACUUUACAGGUUGGGGGGUACCUGAAAAUCCCUCUCAUGGUGCUUGUCCUCGCUGUGGGGUGACACUGGUAGUCCUCAAGCUCUGUGUUCUCGUUGAUUUUUGUUGUCUGAGGUGUUUUUUUUUUUGUUUGGAGAAAACAAAUCAAGCUGUGGUAGCAGCUGCAGGGUCCUUCACCAGCGUGACACCAAGUCAAGACACUUUUCAGCACUUGGGAAAGAUUUUUUUUUUUUUUUUUCAUGUUUUUCUUUUAAAAACUGUAAAAUAUAUUUUAUGGAGAAUUUAUAAUGAGGAAAAUUAUUGUGUAAUUUAUUAAGUUCAUGACUGUUUUUGAAAUAAAAUCUUGAAUUUC
Messenger RNA from Oenanthe melanoleuca, 4231 nucleotides. It is a transcript of the gene PDIK1L, whose product is annotated as PDLIM1 interacting kinase 1 like. Bases 1179 to 2198 code for a protein of 339 amino acids. The transcript has 4 exons. Lineage: Eukaryota; Metazoa; Chordata; Aves; Passeriformes; Muscicapidae. The record is from RefSeq and is a predicted model, not a curated record. Gene Ontology annotation, biological process: protein phosphorylation. Gene Ontology annotation, molecular function: protein kinase activity; ATP binding.